AUGGACCCAUUAGAUAAGGUACAAUUCACAUAGGAAAUCCUUGACCACUUUCCUCUUUCUGUAUCCCCUAAGUCAAGUUCACAAUCUUUUUUUGGCUUUGCCAGAUACAGUGUCUACCGUAACUCAGCUGAAACAGCUGAUUCUUCACCUUGCAGUGAACCAAAAUUUAAAAGCUCAUUAGGCGAGUUCUCAUCCUCUAUUAUAAACCUUCACCGCUGUGACUCUCCAAGUGUUUACAGUGAAAUAAGCCCAGAACCAGCAUCCGCCUGAAUAGAAAAAAUUAUAGACUCCUGUAAGUGUGGGAAUGUUGACCUUUUAUUAAGCACCAUCGAGGAAUACCAAAAAGAGAAAGCUUUAAAUUUAAAUUCAGAAGACGUCGGAGACUUAAUUAAUUCUCCGCUUAUAAAUAAUUGGUGUGCGAUCCACUAUGUCUGCCAAGAUGGAAAAGCUAAUGUCUUAAAAGAAUUGUUAAAACUGGGAGCCAAUUGCAAUAUAGAGACUGCAGAUGGCUGGACUCCUUUGCAAUUAUCUUGUGAUAAUUGCUAUUUCCAAGAUUAAAAUGGAGGUAUUCUGGUAAGGGUAGCUCCGUUACUUUGGACGAGUGAAGGGGAACGUAGGCUCUUCUGAACUUUUGCCUAUAUGAGACAUCAUCUACCGGCACUGAGAGACGAAUGAAGUUCUAAUAGUCGUGCAGCUGCCGACUCCUUGCUCAGCGGAGCUCGUAUAUCAUGUAAAAGGCUUGAGAAAAAAGAAGAUCACGCUAUUUCAGGUUUCUUACUAACUAAUACUUAUCCAGCUAUUUCCCAUGUGUAGAGCUUUUAUUAAACCACCCAGGGAUCCAAAUAAAUAAACUGACAAUUUUAGGAUCUGCUUUGCAUAUUGCAUGUGAAAAAGGCUAUACAAAAAUAGUUACUCCCCCCAUCCUUGAUCGAACGACCCGCCAUCGUUCGAUCAAGGUUAAAAAAAAAUUUUUGGGAAAAAAUUUAUAUAUAAAGUAAAAAAUAUAUAUAUAUAUAUUUUGUUUAUUUACUUUUAAAUAAGAGGGUUAAGAGUAUUUAAUAAUUAUUUUUACAGCAAAAAAUUAAAUUAAUUUCAUAAAAAUACCAUUUUUAAUAUUUUGAUUUAUUAGUCACCCUUUUAAACUGUAUAAAUUUUAAUUUGUUCCUUAUUAAACUAAAUUUUUUUUUUAAAAAUUUUAAAGAAUCUCUAUUUUAUUAGAUUAUUGAGUUUUUAAGCCUAGGCUGAUGACUAAAUCAAUUCGGAUGGUUGAUUUCGAAGCUUUCUGUCGUCUAAAAUCUCUAAAACAACUUAAUUAUGUGCAUCUUCCCAAACUUUUGAUAACUAAUAUUUUUAUGUAUAUAAAAAUUUGCAUGAUAUGAAAAUCGUUCGAUCAAGGAUGGGGGUUAAUUUCCCCAAUUUUUAGGAAUUUUUACAGUCAAUCGUUCGAUCAAGGAUGGGGGGGAGUUAGGUUACUUUUAGAAAAUAAAGCAUCAAUUUCUUUAGAAAAUGCACAAGGAAAAAAUCCAUUAGAGCUUGCUACAAAGCAAAGAAUUCUUGAAUUAAUCCCUCAAUACUCAGGCAACGAAUUAUUGCAUAAAUAUUCUAAAAUAAGCUCUGAGGAUAAGCCUCCAAGUUUUAGUGGAGAAGUCUACUGAACUAACCCAUGGCAAAUAAAUGAUAAACUUAUAUUUUUAUUUCUUGAUACUCAAGAAGGAAGUUUGAAACAUUACAAUCAGCGAUCAACUUAUAUAGACUCUUUGCCUCCAGACAUCUCAAUACAAAUUAAAGAUAUCCAAGAUAUCAGACCAGUUUCAAAUACUCACAAUGAUCAAAGAUACUACUUUUCUAUAGAAACAAGAGAAAAGCCCAUCAAAUAUUACUGUAAAUAUUCUGAUAUGGCCAAUGUUUGAAUAAAACAAAUUCAAGAAGCUGUGCAAUAUUUCCAAUUAAAAGGCUUUGAUAAUGGGUCCAAAGAAGAAAAUAAAAACAUUUUAAAUAGAGCAUGCACACAUUUUGAGGAAAAUGCAGAUGAAAACUCAGAUAUAGAAGAGGAUGGACAGUCAGUAGGGUUUAAUAGUUUUGAUAUCAUUGAAGAACUUGGAAAUGGAAGCUUUGGGCAGGUGUUUAAGGUCAGGAAAAAGAACGAUGGAGAAAUUUAUGCCUUGAAAGUGCUUACUCCUUAUGAUCGAAUAAAACCAUUGGAAAAAUCCCUAUUUUUUGCCCAAAAACCCACCGACAAAAAUUUUUAUGAAAAAUAUUUUUAUAUAUAAGUGAUAAUUAUUAUAAUUAAAUAUAUAGUAAUUCUCUUUCAUUUUAGACAACUUGCAUUUUAAAGUGUAAAUUUUACAAAUUAAAUAAUUAUUUACUAUAAAAUUAGUUCGAAUUUGAAUUUUGAAAUUUUGAAAAAACAAAAUUUACUAUAAAAUUUAUACAAAAACUCCCUGUGAGCAGCAAAAUUUUUUGUUCACUCACGGAGAGGGUAGUUAAUAAAAGCUCAUUAAAAAGGCAUAACCAGCUAAAAUAUGCUAUAGCUGAAUGCAAAAUAUUAAAAUCGAGCAAAAAUCCAUUUAUUAUUAAGCUGCAUUGGGCUUUCCAAACACCAAAAAACCUUUAUAUGGCGCUUCAGUAUUGUGGAAAUGGUGAUUUAGAGCAAUUGAUAGAAAAUAAAAGAUAUUUAAAUGAAAAAGAGGCACAGUUUUAUAUAGCUGAAGCCAUAUUAGCGAUUGAAUAUCUGCAUUCAGUUAACAUUGUUUAUAGAGACUUAAAGCCUCAAAAUAUUCUUCUUGAUGAAGAUGGACAUAUAAGGCUAGCUGAUUUUGGCUUACCUCAUCCAAUUAAAUCGGCAAACUAUUAGAAAAAUCCCUAUUAUUUAGCACCUUUUGUGAACAAAAAUUUUUCAAUAUAGCACAUUUUAUAAAAAUAUUUUUGAAAAUAAUUGAUUAGAAUAGAAUUAGAUUGAACGCGGAUUGAUUUAUUCUCCAUUCCCAAAGUAGCGUUCCACGAAUGCAGCCCCAAUACUUCCUCACACGGGCGGCAGAGGUAUGCAGGUAGCUUCCAUUAGCAAGAGCCCGAGCCUAACCCUCUGAGCAGAGCAUUUUUCUAAUCAAACCGCCUAUGCGGAUCGUCCCUGGGAACCUUAUUUCCAGCUCAAGCCUUUAUAAAUAUUACUCAGACCUGGAAGCCUAAGGUCAGUAGCUCUUUAACUGAGCCAUUUUAAACUGGAGAGAUUUAGACCUUGAGAGUUGUCCAACUCGUAUUUCCUUUUUCAUCAAGCAGAUUAAGCAAGUAAUUCACCCUUAUCCUAUAUGGCACCCAACCUGGGCCAGGGUGAUGCUGGUAAAACGCGUAGAUUCACCACUCGAAUCAAGCAACUAAUCUGCAGAAAUAAUACUGGGCUCUCGUUCGAGGCUAACCCAACAUUUGGAUAGCUCUGUGUACCAAAAGCCCAUGCCCGGAUAUAUAAAUUUAAAAAAUUAACCCUUUUGCGAUGAAAGCAAAAUUUCUUUGAGAGCCUCUAGGGGGAUUUAGCAAAGGAAAAUAUAUCAAAGUGAAACCCUGCCAUGACAUUUUGUGGGUCUCCAGCAUAUUUAGCACCAGAACUAUUAUCAAAGAAUGGAGCCUGAAAGCCAGCCGAUAUCUAUUCAAUUGGCGUAAACCUCUAUGAAAUGCUGGUAGGGCAUCUUCCAUUUAACGAGCAAGAUGUCAGUAAAAUUUACAAGCAGAUUUCAUCUGGCAAAUUAAGGUUUCCAAAAAACAUCUCCUCUGAUGCAAAGCAUCUUAUUCAAAGUUUAAUGCAUAAAAACCCUGAAAAAAGACCAACAAUUUCUCAAGUUAAACAGCAUCGCUUUUUCUGCGAUAUUAACUGGGAUUUGCUUAAGAUAAAAUAACAAAAUUUAUAAUUAAAAUAAAAUUAAUAAUUUAUAAAAUUUAAUAAAAUUAAUGUUUAUUGCGAAAGUUAGUAAGAAAAAAAUAAAUCCACCUUUAGACCCAAGCUUGUUUUCCUAUAAAUCUGCUCAAGAGAUCUGUGAUGUAGUUUUUGUUGACUGUGAUUACGAGUCUGUUGACGUGUUUAACGAGGAUUAUGAAAGAUAA
This is a messenger RNA of Blepharisma stoltei, 4092 nucleotides long. NCBI's taxonomy places the organism in Eukaryota, Ciliophora, Heterotrichea, Heterotrichida, Blepharismidae. The record is from the annotation of a GenBank genome assembly.